CGAGCUCUCUUUCGCGUGUUUGUGUGCGAUUAUUUAAUCGUAAUUUUCCAUACGUACUGAUGUCUUUGCCGCAGUGAAAAAAUUAACCUUUUCCAACCUUUUUUUCUAUUUAAUUGUUUAAUUUAUUAAGUCAAUGGCCAUUGCUAUUCGGCAAAGCAUCAAUUCACUUCGUGCAAUUCGAGUUCAAAGUGUUUUUAUUCAUAGAGGUAUCAGUAUGUCAGCUAAAUUACGUGCUGAGGAAGCGAUUGAAGAGAUGAAAAAAAAGAACCCAUACUAUGAGAAGUAUGCGUCGAAAAUUGCAGCUCUUCAACAAACAUCGCCCGAUGAAUUUCUGAACCGUUUGGAAAGCGUUGGGAAAAAGAGUCCGCCGAAGAAGAUGGAGAAAGAACGGAACUACUCGGAAUUGUUGAACCCAAAGAAGCCACUUGAUGGAAAAUCGGCCGACGAAGUUCCAUUCAAAAAGUUGAACGAUAUCAUGAAACUUGACUUGCUGCAGGACAAGACGGCCGAUGAAAUCAAAGACAUUUGGCUACAGUAUCACAAAGAGAAAGAUGUGCUAGUGGCAACGAUUCCAACCGAAACAUACAAAUUGCUGGAACAACGCUCAAAGGAACAUCCAAUUUUCCUGUUGCCAUUGCCCCGAAGUCAAGGUUUUGAAUUCUUUCUGCUUCAAUUUGCUAGCAAUACCGUUCAUUUCACUCCUUUAUUGUGCUAUCAGGUCCACAAAGAGAAUGCCCCGGAAUGUUUGAGUGUUGUUCAUUACACCGAGUUCAGUGAGAAAUUGGGAACGGUUUUGAUGCGUGGAGAAUUCGAUUCAAAUGUAAUCAAUGCACAAGAGGCUCAAUGUCUGGUCAAUCAACUGCAAUUGUACUACUCGCAGAAUAUUUUAACGAAAUUGGAGUUACUAAAGAAAUUCACACAUGAACCCGAUAAUUUUAAGCACAUGGAUAUAAUCAAUGAAUUAGAAAAUCUAUCGAUUAAAUAAAGAAAAAAAACCGUCAAUUUUUCGCUGGCAAAGCAUCAAAUCAAGCAAA
Sitodiplosis mosellana (orange wheat blossom midge) is the source of this 1034-nucleotide messenger RNA. Its product is annotated as ATP synthase mitochondrial F1 complex assembly factor 1. The record is from RefSeq and is a predicted model, not a curated record. The transcript is spliced from 3 exons. Lineage: Eukaryota; Metazoa; Arthropoda; Insecta; Diptera; Cecidomyiidae. Gene Ontology annotation, biological process: mitochondrial proton-transporting ATP synthase complex assembly. Gene Ontology annotation, cellular component: mitochondrion. The coding region runs from base 134 to 985 and encodes 283 amino acids.